This is a messenger RNA of Symbiodinium sp. CCMP2592, 426 nucleotides long. NCBI's taxonomy places the organism in Eukaryota, Dinophyceae, Suessiales, Symbiodiniaceae. The record is from the annotation of a GenBank genome assembly.
AUGGGAUCCAAGUGCUGUUCCGGCGAGGAGGCCACUGAUUCCGGCCAAGAUGGCCGCAACGAGCGCGUGCAUGCUGCGAGCUAUCGAGAGGAAGUGAUCAAGGACGAGAAUGCUCAGGGCAUCUCCAUUUCAGCCUUGGCAAAGCGGCCCAGUGUGAAAGAAAGCAGAGAGUUCACGAUAAAGCUGAAAAAGACCCUCGAGCAGUCUCGGCUUGGCAUCGAUGUGGACCUCACCGAUGGGGUCGGGGUGGUGGUGGAACAGGUGAACCAGGGCCUCGUGAAGGACUGGAACCAGGCACACCCAGAGCUGUCGGUGCAGAGAGGGGAUAGGUUAAUCAAGGUCAAUGGCGUUGCUUCGAAUGCCGCCGAGAUGACGGAGGUCUGCAAGAAGCAAGACGAGCUUGAGAUCACGGUGUCCCGGAAAUAA